Molecule: messenger RNA, 342 nt
Organism: Enterospora canceri
Lineage: Eukaryota; Fungi; Microsporidia; Enterocytozoonidae
Source: the annotation of a GenBank genome assembly
AUGUACGAGCUAUACAGGACGACAGUCGUGGGCAGAGCCAUGAUGGACUCGAUUGACGAGAAGGUGCGGAACAACGUCCUGACACCCGAGCAGGGCAUUCUGAUUGCGCAGAAGUUCGAUGAGAUCAUCCCGCGGAUAUUCGAGCGAGUCACAAACACGAUUGGAUUCAAGGGGAAGAUUGUCUCGUACAACUUCGUGGACGGAGUCUGGAAGUUCCUGUGCAAAGACCUGAUGCUGAACGUGAACAACACGUACUACAACAUCCCGUAUACGCGAAUUGUGGCAUGUGAUGCCGACACGAGUGCAGACGGAGGCAGGCGAAAGAGGAGAAUCGGUAAAUAG